This is a messenger RNA of Aspergillus steynii IBT 23096, 876 nucleotides long. Its product is annotated as putative mitochondrial carrier protein (Ymc1). Gene Ontology annotation, biological process: mitochondrial L-ornithine transmembrane transport. NCBI's taxonomy places the organism in Eukaryota, Fungi, Ascomycota, Eurotiomycetes, Eurotiales, Aspergillaceae. Gene Ontology annotation, molecular function: L-ornithine transmembrane transporter activity. The transcript is spliced from 3 exons. The coding region runs from base 1 to 876 and encodes 291 amino acids. The record is from RefSeq and is a predicted model, not a curated record.
AUGGAAUCGGAGGCCUUUGAAGACUUGCAGAAGGGUGGCGGGGCCCUGCGCACCAUCAAGGAUUUGUCCGCGGGUGCCGCUGGUGGAAUUGCACAGGUCCUUCUGGAUAUUGUCAAGGUGCGACUGCAAACGACCACCCAAUACUCCAGUGCUGUGGAUUGUGCCAGCAAGAUUCUCAAGAAUGAGGGUCCCCUUGCUUUCUACAAGGGCACUUUGACUCCGUUGAUCGGAAUCGGUGCUUGCGUUAGCGUGCAAUUCGGUGCCUUCCACGAGGCCCGGAGACGGUUGGAGGCGCUGAACCAGAAGAAGUAUGCCGACAGCAGCCUCUCCUACGGUCAGUACUACAUGGCCGGUGGUUUUGCGGGUAUCACCAACUCCGUGCUCUCGGGACCCAUUGAGCACGUCCGUAUCCGCUUGCAGACCCAGCCCCACGGGGCGGGCCGUCUGUACAGCGGUCCCAUCGACUGCAUCAAGAAGCUCUCUGCCCAUGAGGGCGUGCUGCGCGGUCUUUUCCGCGGCCAGGCGGUCACCUAUCUCCGAGAGAUCCAGGCGUACGGUAUGUGGUUUCUGACCUUCGAGUACCUGAUGAACCAGGAUGCCAAGCGCAACAACGUCAAGCGUGACGAGAUCUCCAGCCUCAAGGUGGCCACGUACGGUGGUCUGGCGGGUGAGGCGCUCUGGCUGAGCAGCUACCCGUUCGACGUGGUCAAGAGUAAGAUGCAGUGCGACGGGUUCGGCGAGCAGCAGCAGUUCAAGUCGAUGCGGGACUGCUUCAAGAAGACCUACGCCGCCGAGGGAUUCGGUGGUUUCUGGAGAGGUCUGGGUCCCACUCUGCUGAGGGCCAUGCCUGUGUCGGCAGGAACCUUCGCUGUGUAA